This is a messenger RNA of Elephantulus edwardii (Cape elephant shrew), 825 nucleotides long. RefSeq names its product F-box protein 6 (gene FBXO6). Gene Ontology annotation, biological process: SCF-dependent proteasomal ubiquitin-dependent protein catabolic process; glycoprotein catabolic process. NCBI's taxonomy places the organism in Eukaryota, Metazoa, Chordata, Mammalia, Macroscelidea, Macroscelididae. The transcript is spliced from 5 exons. Gene Ontology annotation, cellular component: SCF ubiquitin ligase complex; endoplasmic reticulum quality control compartment; cytoplasm. The coding region runs from base 1 to 825 and encodes 274 amino acids. Gene Ontology annotation, molecular function: protein binding; ubiquitin protein ligase activity. The record is from RefSeq and is a predicted model, not a curated record.
AUGGCUCCGGUCAGCAUCAACCAGCUGCCAGAGGACACGCUGCUGGAGCUGCUCACCCACGUGCCUGCCCGGCAACUGCUUCGGAACUGCCGCCUGGUCUGUACCCUCUGGCGUGACGUCAUUGACUCCGUGACCCUCUGGAAGCGCAAGAGCCUACAGGAUGGCUUCAUCACUAAGGACUGGGACGAGCCCGUGGCCGACUGGAAGAUCUUCUAUUUCCUUUGCAGCCUUCGAAGGAACCUCCUGCUCAACCCUUGUGCUGAAGAGGAUUUGAGAUUCUGGCGGAUUGACUCCAAUGGAGGUGACGAGUGGAAGGUAGAAAGCCUACCUGGAGAUCUUGGGACAGAUCUGCCCGACCCCAAAGUUAAGAAGUACUUUGUCACAUCUUACAACAUGUGCCUCAAGUCCCAGCUGGUGGACCUCAAGGCUGAGGGCUACUGGGAAGAGCUGCUGGACACAUUCCGACCUGACAUUGUAGUUAAAGACUGGUUCGCAGCCAGAGCUGACUGUGGCUGUUCCUAUCACCUUCGAGUGCAUCUGACCUCAGCCGACUACAUUGUCUUGGCCUCCUUUGAGCCACCACCUGUGGUCAUCCACCAGUGGAAUGAUGCCAAGUGGACAGAGGUCUCCUACACCUUUUCAAACUACCCUCCAGGCGUCCGCCACAUCCUCUUCCAGCAUGGGGGCCACGACACCCAGUUCUGGGCAGGCUGGUAUGGGCCCCGUGUCACUAACAGCAGCAUCGUCGUCAGCCAUAAGAUGAUGAGCCCAGACUCGGGCUCACCGACAACAACUCAGCCUGAAGAUGAGGCGGGUGGGAGAUAG